AUGGCCGACACCAAGGCCGAUAUCGCGACCACCGUCCCCGCCGAGGACCUCGAGCCCACCAAGACGGUCGAGGUUCUCAAGCAUGAUGCGAAAUUGGCCACCGAGAAGGAGAAGAGCAUGACUCUUCUCCAGGGUAUCAAGCUCUACCCCAAGGCCGUUGCUUGGAGUGUUGCCAUCUCGACCUGUAUCGUCAUGGAGGGUUACCAAACCUGUCUCCUGUCGAACUUCUACGCUUUCCCCGAAUUCAACCGGAAAUUCGGCGAGCAGCUUCCCGAUGGUGAUUACCAGGUCCCGGCAGCAUGGCAGGCUGGUCUCAGCAACGGUGUCUACGUUGGCGAAAUCAUCGGUCUGAUGAUCAAUGGUUGGGCCUCUGACAAAUUCGGCUACCGGUGGACUCUCAUCGUGUCCCUCACGUUCCUGACCGGCUUCAUCACCAUCUUCUUCACUGCCCAGACCGUCGUUGCCCUCCAGGUUGGCGAGAUUUUGGCCGGUAUUCCAUGGGGUGUCUUCCAGACGCUCACCAUCACCUACGCCUCGGAAGUCGUUCCCGUUGCCCUUCGUGGUUACUUGACUACUUACGUCAACAUCUGCUGGGGCUUCGGUCAGCUCAUCGGUGUUGGUGUGAUCAAGUCGAUGCUUCCCCGCAACGACGAGUGGUCUUUCCGCAUUCCCUACGCUUUGCAGUGGAUGUGGCCUGUCCCUCUCAUCGUCAUCAUUUUCUUCGCUCCCGAGUCUCCCUGGUGGCUCGUCCGCAAGGGCAGGGUUGCAGAGGCCAAGAAGAGUCUCUUGCGCCUUACCAGCCUUAACCGGGAGUCUGAUUUCGAUGUCGACGACACUAUUGCUAUGAUUACCCACACCACUGCCCUGGAAAGCGAGUCGACGGCUGGCGCAACUUACAUGGACUGCUUCAAGGGUGUUGAUAGGCGCCGUACCGAGAUUAUCUGUAUGGUUUGGGCUAUGCAGAAUCUUUCCGGCAAUGCCUUCUCCUCUUACUCCACAUACUUCCUUCAGCAAGCCGGUCUUCCUACCUCUACUUCUUACUCUUUUGCUCUGGGUCAAUACGCUAUCAACGUUGUUGGAACGUUCUGCGCGUGGUUCCUGAUGUCCUGGGGUAUCGGACGUCGUUCGCUGUACUUUUACGGAUUGAUCGGCCUCUUCAUCAUGCUUUUCGUCAUGGGCUGCCUUGGCUUUGUCCCUGAGGCCCACCGCGAGGCUGCCUCCAUGGGAACCGGUGCCAUGAUGAUCUGUUGGGCCAUGGUCUACCAGUGUUCCGUCGGAAGUGUCGCCUACUCCCUGGUCUCCGAAAUUUCCAGCCGUCGUCUCCAGGUCAAGACCGUUGUCCUGGGCAGGAACCUCUACAACGUUGUUGGUAUCAUUUGCGGUGUCCUUUCCCCGUACAUGCUUAACCCCGGUGCCUGGGACUGGGGCAACUACACUGGCUUCUUCUGGGCCGGAAUCUGCUUCUGCUGCAUCAUCUACACCUACUUCCGUCUCCCCGAGCCCUCUGGACGCUCCUUUGCCGAACUCGACCUUCUGUUCGAGAAGGGUGUCAGCGCCCGCAAGUUCGCCACCACCGAGGUCAACGUCUUCGAGGAGAACAUUCACUCUACCGUCGUCGAUGCGUACGGUCAGCAGAUCGAUCCCCUCCACCACACUCACGGAAAGGAUGAGAAGGAGGGUGCGGUGUACGUCGAGAAGGUUUAA
Messenger RNA from Lasiodiplodia theobromae, 1704 nucleotides. RefSeq names its product MFS alpha-glucoside protein. Gene Ontology annotation, cellular component: membrane. Bases 1 to 1704 code for a protein of 567 amino acids. Gene Ontology annotation, molecular function: carbohydrate:proton symporter activity. The record is from RefSeq and is a predicted model, not a curated record. Gene Ontology annotation, biological process: carbohydrate transport; transmembrane transport. NCBI's taxonomy places the organism in Eukaryota, Fungi, Ascomycota, Dothideomycetes, Botryosphaeriales, Botryosphaeriaceae. The transcript is spliced from 4 exons.